This is a messenger RNA of Hibiscus syriacus, 2983 nucleotides long. RefSeq lists its product as uncharacterized. The transcript has 8 exons. The coding region runs from base 366 to 2771 and encodes 801 amino acids. Lineage: Eukaryota; Viridiplantae; Streptophyta; Magnoliopsida; Malvales; Malvaceae. Gene Ontology annotation, cellular component: nuclear pore. The record is from RefSeq and is a predicted model, not a curated record.
AACAAACUUGAUUGCACGAAACACAAAGCCUUCCAAAAUGCUCCUAAAAAAAGGGAAACAUUUUAGAGAAGGUUAGAAUCCCAAGAGCUUUCGCACUCUCUCUGGACCUUACUUUUCAACUCUGCUUCAACCAACGACCCAAUACAGAGCUCUUGCUUCUCUCUUGUGCAGGGGCACUGAAGUGGCAGUAGGGCCUGAGUUGCCCUGUUUUGAGUGAGGUGGUUUCUUCCAAAUACGUGCCAUUUUGCAUUCGGUGUUGACAUUCAACAAACAAGUUUGGUAGGGAUAUCAACUGCUAUUCCCUCUCUUCUCGUAGUUUCUUCCUUAACUGUAGUUUUAACUUAUAAAGGGAAUUGACUUCAAAUAUGAAAGACACUGGGACCAAGAGGAGAAAUUCAGCUAAUGUUCAACCGAAGCAUCCUGGAAGAGCUGAUAAGAGAAACAAUAAACCAAAUCAAGGGAAUGGUGGCAAAAUUUUGAAGUCAAAAGAACCUGAAUCCAAAGCUUUAAGAGCUAGAUCAGACCCUAGUUCUAAAGUAAGUGAUUUGAAUGUGGGCUCGGAGCCUACUGAAGUUUAUGAAAACGUGAUUAUACACUAUGUGGAUGAUGUUAACAAGCCUGAAGAAACAUCUGCUGAUCCGAAAGGUAAUAAAAUGGCCACAAAAGUAAAAAAAGAUGAAGUUUUAGACGAUUGCUCCAGUGAUGUAGAGGGAGAAACAACCAGGGGAAAGGAAGAAGAAUCAGAUUCUGAGACAACAAAAGAUUCAAUAUCUUCUGUGGGAGAUCCCUCGACAGCUGAGGAUGAAAGGGAAGAGAGUAUUCCCAGAGUUUCUAAUGGUGUUCACAAUAACAACCUCACAAAUGGCUCUUCCCAUGAUUCCAGAAUAGAACCCAAUCAUGAAACUUAUAAGUUACACUCAAAGGCGUUGAAUAAUACUCCUAUGAAAUCUUCAAAAUCUAAUGGAGACCCUCCUAAGAAUGCUACUAAGAGUCCUUUAGAAAAAACAUCAAAACUUUCUCCUACUCCAUUUGAGUCUUUGGAAGUAUCUACUGACAAGCAUGCUGAAGAGCUGAUAGAAGUCGAUGCCUUAGAUGAGACAUCAAAUGGCACUCAAAGUUUUGCAGGUGACAAUGAGCCUGUUGAUGCCGAUGACAAAUUUCAAGUUGAAAAUGAGGCAGCUUUAAAUGAAAAGAUAAAAGAGAUGAAGACAAGAAUCGAUAAACUUGAAGCAGAGCUGAGAGAAGUAGCUGCCCUGGAAAUUUCUCUUUAUUCUGUUGUUCCAGAGCAUGGGAGCUCAGCACAUAAACUGCACACACCUGCUCGACGUCUUGCUAGACUAUAUAUACAUGCUUGCAAGCAUUGGGCUCAAAACAGACGAGCCACAGUUGCUAAAAACACCAUGUCUGGGCUUAUUCUGAUCGCAAAAUCUUGUGGUAAUGAUGUUUCGAGGUUAACUUUCUGGUUAUCAAACACUAUACUGCUGAGGGGGGUCAUUUCUCAAUCAUUUGGAAAUUCAUGCAACUCAAGGCCAUUUUCCCGGCAUUCUGAGUUGAUUGGCAGUAACAAAAGGGGUGAAGUAAAGUCUACAACUCUAAAAUGGAAAGGUGGUGCUGGUAGUAAACAAUUAAAUGGUUUUGGGCCGCUUGUCGACGAUUGGCAAGAGACAGGAACCUUCACCUCUGCACUUGAAAAAUUGGAAUCUUGGUUGUUCUCUCGAAUAGUUGAGUCAGUGUGGUGGCAGGCCCUUACUCCAUAUAUGCAAACUCCUCUAGAGGGUUCAUCCGUCAGCAGAACAAUUGGAAAGUUGUUGGGGCCAGCCUUGGGCGACCAACAGCAAGGAAAUUUCUCUAUCAACUUAUGGAAAAACGCUUUCCAAGAUGCUUUUCAACGACUUUGUCCUGUUAGAGCAGGCUGUCAUGAGUGUGGCUGCCUGCCAGUUAUUGCAAGAUUGGUUAUGGAACAGUGCGUUGCAAGGCUAGAUGUAGCAAUGUUCAAUGCUAUUUUGCGGGAGUCUGCUCAUGAGAUCCCAACAGAUCCUGUAUCUGAUCCUAUUGUAGACUCAACGGUUCUGCCUAUUCCAGCAGGAGAACUCAGCUUUGGAUCUGGUGCACAGCUAAAAAAUGCUGUUGGUAACUGGUCUAGAUGGCUGACUGAUAUGUUCGGCAUGGAUGGCAAUGAAGAUCAACCUACACAAGAUGAUUUCAGACAAAAUGGAGAUGGGGAACAUAAAUCCUUCCCUUUUCUUAAUUCCCUUAGUGAUCUUCUAAUGCUCCCAAAGGACAUGCUUUUGGACCGUUCGGUUAGAAAGGAGGUGUGCCCAUCUAUAGAUCUUCCAUUGGUUAAACGCAUUCUCUGCAAUUUCACACCAGAUGAAUUUUGUCCUGAUCCUGUUCCAGGGGCUGUAUUGGAAGCCUUGAAUGCUGAGACUAUUGUCGAGAGGAGAUUAUCGGGAGAGCAGGCUAGAACUUUCCCUUAUACAGCCGCCCUCGUUGUCUAUACUCCUCCAUCCUCCGCUGAUGUCGCGGAAAAAGUUACGGAGGCAGGAGGGAAAUCACCGAUGUCUAGGAAUGCACCGGAAGUACAGAGGAAAGGAUAUACCAGUGAUGAGGAACUGGAAGAAUUGAAUUCUCCUCUUACAUCAAUAAUUGAUAAAUUACCAUUGUCACCGACGAUUGUUGCCGAUGGAGGAGUGAAUGGAAACGAUGAGCAUGCAGGCUAUGGUGGUGCAACUGCAAGAUACGAACUCCUUCGCGAGGUAUGGUCCGGUUGAGAGUUUGUGUUGGUUCGUGUUUGUACAUCUCUUAUGUUUUGUAGCCAUGGAAAAGUGAAUGUAAAGGUGAGGAAACAUAAGUGAACAUUAUAGAUGAAUUAAAAUUAUAGGGAAAUUUCAAACAUGGUUUAAUGACUUGAAUGUGUACGGUGGGAAGAACUUGGUUUGAUUUUGUUGAAUGUGGAGAGAGCUUGAGAUCCAUUUGGUUUCAA